GGGCGCGCUGAGCGCUGUGGAGUGCCGGGCGGCGCCAUGGCGGGCGGCGCUGCUCCGCCGGCUGCGCUGCUCCGCGCCAUCAACGCGCUCCUCCUGCAGCGCCGCUACCGCGCCGCGCUCGCCGUCCUCAAGGGCUUCCGCAACGGGGCCGUGUAUGGAGCAAAAAUUCGUGCUCCCCAUGCCCUGGUGAUGACUUUCCUGUUCAGGAGUGGAAGUUUAAGAGAGAAAUUGAAAUCGAUUGCUCAGGCCACGUACACUCAUUCCCGGAACUUGGCGUAUUUUGUGUUCACCUACAAGGGGCUGAUGGCGUUGCAGUCCCGACUACAGGGGAAAAAAAUUCCAUUUCAUUCUUUCUUUGCAGCCUGCAUUGGGGGUUGGUUAGUGUUCGGUGAGAACAAUCCCAUCAACAGCCAGAUCGUUAUGUACCUGCUGUCUCGAAUCCUGUUCGGCUUGUCUCGGCUGGCCGUGGAGAAGGGCUACAUCCCACAGCCCAGGCAGGAUCCCUUCCCACUUGUUGCUGCUCUGGUGUGGGGAACGGUUCUCUGGCUCUUUGAAUACCACCGACAGACUCUGCAGCCUUCUCUGCAGGCCUCCAUGACCUACCUGUACGAUGACAGCAAUGUGUGGCACGACAUUUCUGACUUCCUCAUUUAUAACAAAAAGCCUGAGAGCAAAUAGUCAGCUCGUUGUACAACACCUGGGGGAGCGGAUGGUGCCCUCCAGCAGCUGAGGGAAAAGGUGCUUCUCUUGCUCUUGACUGAUGAAUGUGUUUAAAUUAACACCUAUCAAGGGGAGUUGCCUCUUGUCUCCUCACCAAAAUAUUCUCAUUAGUCUUCUGUUAGCUCUGUUUAGAGCUAGUAAAUACCCCAUGGAAGCUUAUUACAGUGCCUCAGGGAGAGUAAAAUGCCUUGGGAACCUUCAGUAAAAUCAGUCUUCUUCUAAAGAGA
Molecule: messenger RNA, 947 nt
Organism: Gallus gallus (chicken)
Lineage: Eukaryota; Metazoa; Chordata; Aves; Galliformes; Phasianidae
Gene: PXMP4
Product: peroxisomal membrane protein 4
Exons: 4
Coding region: 37-678 (213 amino acids)
Cellular component (GO): peroxisomal membrane
Source: RefSeq, a predicted model, not a curated record